Molecule: messenger RNA, 432 nt
Organism: Diaporthe amygdali
Lineage: Eukaryota; Fungi; Ascomycota; Sordariomycetes; Diaporthales; Diaporthaceae
Exons: 1
Coding region: 1-432 (143 amino acids)
Source: RefSeq, a predicted model, not a curated record
AUGGCCUGGUAUGAUCCCAGGCACAUUCUAGCCCUCUUCAAGCGGACCAAGAUUCCAAUCGUGGUUGAUGGCGAGAUCAACCCGAGUCUUCUCGCAAUCUCCAGACGAGGUUACUGGAUCCAAUCCCGAGUCCUAUGCAUCCCCGACCGAUUUGGCCCCUUCUUGUCUGGUCCACCUCUAUUGCAGGCACAUCAGGCUCAUAAGCUCGCCAGCAUUAUCAACGAAGCGGUCGGUCCAGUCAUUGGUGCAUCGAUGGUGGAAUUAAUGAUCAUCGAAACCGGGUGGUGGCUCCCAGGAUUUAUGGCUGCAAUUUGCUUCUUAUUCAUUGUUUCUGUCUACGUUGGGGAGGUCCUUUUCAAUCCAAUGCGUGCCUCAGACUACAACUGGGAGGCACUCAACAAGAAGAUGGGCGUGCUGCAGUCGGCUGCCUAA